CCGCGCAUGUGCAGUCGCAUUUCGGAGACUUCGCCGAUACCAAAACACACGAGAUUUUUCCUGUCCACAGCGGCAGUAAGCGACAAUAUCGGUGUUUUGUGAUCCACAGAGGUUCUUCAUUUUGGGCGGCCUGUCUGAGCCACAGUCAUGGUGUGCAUUCCCUGUAUUGUGAUUCCUGUCCUGUUGUGGGUCUACAAGAGGUUCCUGGAGCCUUUCAUCUAUCCCUUCAUUUCACCUAUUAUUAAUACAUUCUGGACCAAAAAGGCGGUCCAGGAGACGGGUGCUACUGACCAAAAGGUUAACGAAAAGAGUAAUGGAACUUGUAAGCUUGAAAGCAAUGGUGAAGCUACUGCCAAUGGAUCCACUAUAGCAGCAGAUAAGAAGACAGAUUGACAGCUCCAAAUGUUUAUAAUGCAUCUAAAACUGUGUAAAUAUUCCAUUAAUAUAACUUAGAGAAACUAUGAAUUAACUUAUCAUUCUUCUUUGAAUUACAUGGUUUUCAAUAACCAUCUAUGUUGUGCAUACCUUGCUUUUAAUUUUUCUUUUUCCAUUUGUAUCACAAUAACUCUAAGAAAUUGGUUAUUGUUGAUAUGUUUUCCACAUCUAUCAUGAAUCGAUAAAUGCAUUUAUUGUGUUGAAUAUUCACUUUCAAUGGAAUAGCUUUUCUAAGUCAAACUUGUAGUAUAAUGACUGAAUAAAAGAAAAUCUUCAAAAAAGAAA
Molecule: messenger RNA, 720 nt
Organism: Epinephelus fuscoguttatus (brown-marbled grouper)
Lineage: Eukaryota; Metazoa; Chordata; Actinopteri; Perciformes; Serranidae
Gene: c21h18orf32
Product: UPF0729 protein C18orf32 homolog
Exons: 3
Coding region: 148-393 (81 amino acids)
Biological process (GO): positive regulation of canonical NF-kappaB signal transduction
Source: RefSeq, a predicted model, not a curated record